Messenger RNA from Helianthus annuus (common sunflower), 2931 nucleotides. Its product is annotated as receptor-like protein EIX1. Lineage: Eukaryota; Viridiplantae; Streptophyta; Magnoliopsida; Asterales; Asteraceae. Gene Ontology annotation, molecular function: protein binding. The transcript has a single exon. The record is from RefSeq and is a predicted model, not a curated record. The coding region runs from base 1 to 2931 and encodes 976 amino acids.
AUGAGAAAUAAUAUUUUCCAUAAGCUUACGCGUCUUGUUUUGUUUGUUUUGCCACUUUUGUUGCUAUGGUUAAAGGCGACAACCAUUAUUCUGGUGGCAGCAACAAAAGGACCAGCUCCUCAGUGCAUCGACAGGGAGAGGAAUGCUCUUCUUGAUUUCAAAUCAUACAUUGAUCAAGAUCCGUACGACUUUCUGUCUACAUGGGCAGUUGAUGAAGAAACAACCAAGGAUUGCUGUAAAUGGGGUGGAGUCACUUGCAACAGCCGAACAGGGCACGUCACAAGCCUUGACUUGAGCUAUGGAGAUCUUGAAGGUAAGAUUAGCCCUUCAUUGUUUAACUUAAGCUACUUGAGUCAUUUAGACCUUCAGGGGAAUUCAUUUAGUGGAACCAUUUCUAUGUUGAAUGGCUCUAUGACUAAAUUAAGGUAUCUUGACCUCUCCAAAAAUUCUUUUAGUGGAGUCAUUCCCAUGUUCAUUGGUUCCAUGACUUGGUUAAAAUAUCUUGACCUGUCCACAAAUUUCUUUAAUGGAUCCAUUCCCGUGUUCAUUGGUUCCAUGACUCGGUUAAGGUAUCUAGACCUUUCAUACAAUUCUUUUUCUGGAUCCAUUCCUCCAGAACUUGGCCUCAAGAACUUGCACUUUUUAUCACUUAAUUCCCUUAGCAAUUGUACAGUUGAAAACAUAGACUGGUUGUUUCAUCAUUCUCAUUUGCAGCACCUUGAAUUGGAUGGUAUUUCUCUAGCCAAAGCAAACCAUUGGGUAAAUGUGAUUCUAAGUCUACAAAGGCUAUCAUAUUUAAGUUUAGGGGGAUGUGACCUAUGGCAGGUCAUGCAUCCAUAUUCUCCAUCUGCCAACUCCAAUUCUUUAUCUGUUGUUAGUCUACAUCUUGGAAACAACAAUCUCAACUCAUCCAUGUAUCACUGGUUGUUCCCAUUAACUAGCAAUAAACUUGUAGAACUUGAUCUUUCUAGCAACAAGUUGGAUGGGAUUCCCAAAUAUCUUGGAAAUCUUUGUAGUUUGACGUCUUUAUUAUUUGAUAACAACUCAAUCUCCGUCAAAUUUCCUGAUUUUCUAAACAACUUGUCUGGAUGCACAUCGGUUGCGUUGCAAGUUCUGGAUGCUUCAAAUAGCCAAUUCACAGGGUCACUAUCAGAUGAUAUUGAAAACUUUCCAUCCCUACAAGAUUUAAACCUUUUUCAUAAUCAGUUAAAUGGCACUAUCAGUGAAAAAGUGUGGCGACUACCCAACCUUUCAACCCUUGACGUUUCUUCCAAUUCUCUUAGUGGUCCCAUCUCUCAAAACAUCGGAAAGUCAAAGAUUUUGCAAUUAUAUCUUUCAAACAAUUCACUUGAAGGAGUUCCCUUUGAAGCUCAGUUGUCAAACCUUUCUUAUAUAGAACAUCUUGACUUGAGCUCUUGCAAGUUAGGGCCUCAUUUCCCCAAAUGGAUUCAAUCACUGAAAAAUCUUACCUAUCUUGAUAUUUCCAAUGCCAACCUUUCUGACACAAUUCCUUUGGAGUUUUGGAACAUGUGGCCUUCUCGAUUGACACACUUGAAUCUUUCCUCCAACAACAUUACCGGGAAAGUAACAAAUUUGUUAUCAAACUUCAACCUUGAUUAUAAUGCCGCAAGGAUAGAUUUGAGUUCCAACAACUUUUAUGGCCCUAUACCACAUGUUUCACCCUCUUUGGAAUGGUUAGACCUUUCCAAAAACAAAUUCUAUGGAUCAAUUUCCUUUUUGUGUCAACUUGUUGAUGGAUCUUUAUCCUUUCUUGAUCUCUCAAGCAAUUUGUUGACUGGACAAAUUCCAGACUGCUUGUGGAACUUAAAAAAACUAAAAGUUCUAAAUUUAGGACAAAACAAUCUGUCUGGGAGUCUUCCUGCUUCUAUUGGGUCCAUGACCAAUCUCGAGGUUUUGUAUUUAUACAACAACAAUUUCUCAGGAGAAUUACCCUUAUCCUUAGAGAAUUGUACCAAGUUAGUCGUUUUGGAGUUGGAGGACAACAAGUUUUCUGGUCACAUACCUAUCUGGAUUGGGGAAAAGUUAUCAGGGUUAUAUACUCUUAGCCUUGCUUCAAAUAACUUCUGUGGAACCAUCCCUGCACAAUUAUGUCGAAUGGUACAUCUUCGAAUUUUGGACUUGUCAACGAACAACCUUUAUGGAACCAUCCCGUUAUGUCUUAAUAAUGUCACUGCAAUGGUUCAUGAUGUAUUUAUACCUUUUGCAAAUAUGCAUCGUUUUAUCCACGAGCAUAUGUAUCUUGACCAUGCAUUGAUCAAGUGGCAAGGACGUGCACAAGAAUUCAACACAAUUAUGGGGCUGUUAACGUACAUUGAUUUGUCAAAUAACGAUCUAACAGGGAAUAUCCCAUAUGAACUAACUGAUCUCCAUGAAUUGAUUGCACUAAACUUGUCAAUGAAUGCUUUACAUGGAAAGAUCCCAUCAAAAAUUGGUCAAAUGGAAAAGCUUGAAAUUUUGGAUUUAUCAAGAAACAAGUUUUCUGGAGGGAUACCAUUAAGCAUGUCUCACAUGGCUGCAUUAAAUUAUCUGGAUGUGUCAUGUAAUAACUUGUCAGGAAGAAUUCCAUCCGGCACUCAACUCCAGUCAUUUGAGCCUUCAAGGUAUAGUGGAAAUGCAGGACUUUGUGGAAAUCCCCUAACCAAAUCUUGUCCUCAUGAUAAAGAAGUAGAGGUAUUACCACUCGUUGAUCAGAGUAAGGGUGGAGAUGAACGAACAGAUGAUCUUUGUAGAUGGUUCUAUAUUGGCGGGGCUACUGGCUUUGCAAUUGGAUUUUGGAUAGCAUGUGGAGCUUUACUUGUGAGUCAUUGGGGGAGGAAAGCUUUUUUUCACUUUAUGGAUAGCUUGGAAGAUUGGGUUUAUGUAAAGGUGAGAGUGUUCAUUGCAAAAUGGCAAUGCAUUGCACAUGCAUAA